Molecule: messenger RNA, 2898 nt
Organism: Mytilus trossulus (common blue mussel)
Lineage: Eukaryota; Metazoa; Mollusca; Bivalvia; Mytilida; Mytilidae
Product: ciliary microtubule-associated protein 3-like
Exons: 6
Coding region: 139-726 (195 amino acids)
Biological process (GO): regulation of cell projection organization
Molecular function (GO): cytoskeletal protein binding
Source: RefSeq, a predicted model, not a curated record
GAAUAACGGUCAUGCGCAUUUGCAUAGCAACAUUGAUGCCAGUACUUAGCAAAUAAUAAGAUAAAGAAGAAUCACAUAAGAAACCACGAUUUUAUUGAUAUAUCAGCACUAAUCUGGUGUUCAAAACAACCAUUAAACAUGGAAGUGGACAAAAAACCAUCGAAAAUUUCGUUUAUGACAACUCUGGAUAGGGAGCUGUUCCCAAUCAAAAUGCCUCGGAAUCGGUUUGGGAAUGAAAUAGCACCUUUAAGAGGAGCACCACAUCGAGGCCCUGGUUGUUAUGAGAACGAAGAUAAAACCAAUUUUAUUUACCAAGUAGACACAAAGCUUUUAAGCAACAAAGGUUAUUCUAUGGGAGCUAGAACAGGACCUAGGAUACGCAGAGAUUUUGUGUUUAGAACACCUUGUCCAACAAGCUACCAGAAGAACAACACAGAUCUUCAAACAUUUGAAACAGAUAAUAAACCAUUUUUAGUCGGAGCAGACAGAUUCCCAAUAUACAAAAGAGAUAUUGUAGAUGUAUUACCAGGGGCUGGAACAUAUGAACAUGAAAUACCAAAAAACAGAAAAGUACAGUGGCAUCAAUCCUUUGGUGGAACACCCAUCUUAAUGCCUUCAAUUACCGUACAGAGUACAAUCAACAAAAAUACAGAUAAGUUGUACAGUACAAAAGAGGAACAGAAAUAUCAUAGAAAACUGGCGUACCUGAAGCUGUAUUAUGAAUGAACUCCUUUGUCAGACAAAACCAAAACAAAUAUUUGUAAUGUCAAAAAUGUAAUGUGGAACUUUGACUCUUUAAGAUAACAGAGAAAACACAAUUGUUAUUUCUUUUUUAUUUUGUUAAGUUUUACUUGUACAUAUAUAAGUAUUUAGACUUUUAAAGUAGAUAUUGGUUGAGGGAGAUAAAUCUUUAAAUCAUUUAUGCGUUUGUAAAAGUCAAGUUUCUUAAUGUAUUUUAAGCCCUUACCUGAAACAGAUCUAAAAUAAUCUAUGUAACCUAGAAACCUAGAAUCUAUUUGAGAAAAUGGUUGACACAAAAGUAAAAAUGAUUUAAAGAGUCAUUUCCCUUAUCCUAGUUCUACCCUCUUAAUUAAUUUGAAAAAAACCUGGUUAAGAUUUGAUUUUUUUAAUGUCUGUGAUAUUUUACAAUCACCAUUUUUGGGAGAGUUGACAUGUGAUAAAUGAAUGAGUGUGAGAGAUGUUUUGACUACCAGAAAAAUAGUUACAGUGCAACCUGCCUAAUCUGACACCUGAGUAUUCCAACAACCUGAUUUAACAGACACAUUUUCAUGAUCUGAAAAUAUGCUUAUAGUUUAAUUUUUAAAUUGUUAUUUGGAUGGAGAGUUGUCUCAAUGGCACUCACACCACAUCUUCCUAUAUCUAUUAUCCUUACAGAAAAAAAAGAAUGAGUAUUCUGACACUCUGAUUUAUCCAACCUUUUUUUCUUUUCCCCCAGUGUGUCAGAUAACACAGGUUACACUGUAUUUGAUUGAGGAUAAUAGAUGUUGAAUUCACUGUUGAAGAUUCUCAAGUAUUAUGGGUAAUUUCACUAUUUUACAACAACAUAAAAAUAUUUUUUGUAGCUUUUGAUGUAUAUUCAUUGUCAACCAAUCACAUUUGGUGUAUGCUUACCAAGAUUAAAUAAUAAGAUUCUGAAACAGUGAAUUGUUGGUAAAUGAAUGAAAGAUUGCAUGGUUGAAAAAGGGAGAUAAUUAUAGAAAACAUGGGUGUGUGAAAUGAAAGUUAGUAUGUACAUGUGGUUUUAUGAAGUUUUUUAAAAUGUGGAUGUUUUAGUAUAAAAACGAUGAUACCAUAUAAACAUAUAAUACUAGGUUUUUACAUGUUUUGAAGAUGAUAAUUUUACCAUAUUUUUAUGCAUAUUCUUGGACAAGAUUUAAUUUGUACAUACAUGUAUAUCUGACACUCUAUAUAUAUUUGUUUGGCCAUUUAUCCUAAUUUUGUGAAAUUAUAUGUUCAUGAAUACAUUUUAAAUCUGAUAAUCUUUACACUAAGUUUAGAGUGGAAUUUUAGAUAUUUUGUCAUCAUAUAGUAUUUCAUUUCUUAGAAAAGUGCAAAUUUUAAAUUUAAACUACAAAUUGAAUAAUGGUAAAUCAGAAACUGAAUCAAUACUUAUUUUUAAAGAUUUAGUGAAUCUGAUUUUCUUACAUUUUCAUUGGUAGGUAGCAGGUAUGGAGUUGUCUCACCCUUUUACUGUAAUUGUUCUAUUUUUUUUAUUUUUUUUAAGCUUAAUUUUAUCCUUUAAGAUAUCAAGAUAACAUUAUAUACAUAUACAGCAAAUAUUUGAUUAUCUAAUAACUAAUCAGGGUUAUUGUCUAAAUUUCAAUCUUACAAUAUUAACUUAAUCCUAUAGUGUUUCAAUAAAGGAAUGUAUGAUACAUUGAACUUAUAUCAAAUAAUUAAAGGUAUUCAAAAUGUAAGCAUUUGAUAAAUUAGAAAAAAUCUGUCAAUAGUUUUGUUCAAUUCAUCUUGAGAAAGAGGAACUAAGAUUACAAUAAAAUGAUUGAUCUCAAAUCAGAUAUUCAAAAUUUAAUAUUAUUUAGAGGUGAACAAUGAAUUUAAGAAAUAUAUACAACAGCCUUAUUUUGCUUUUUCAAAGAUUUUUUUUGUCAGCACAAAUAAUGUUCUAAAUACAUUUUCUUAUCAUAUGUAUCACCUAAGAAAGCUGAAAAAGUUGAUAAAGCAUGGCAAAUAUGUUAUUGAUGUAGAGCAGACAUCUUGAAAGGUCUGUUUAAGGUAUUCCCUCUUUUUAUCUUGAAUGUAAUUUAUAAAUGAGAGAUAAAAUUACUUAAAUAAAACCUUCAUUGGCUGAUUUCAGGACAAUAAUGUAUGAUUGUUAUAUUUUACACAUGUGAUGAGAAUAAAACUUUGAAAUCAUUA